AUGCAAACACGUUCAAUAUUAGAUACAAGUUCAAGUAAUUUAUUUACAAAUAUUGAACGGUUAGGUAGACGUGAUUUAUUAUCCUAUGGACAACUUUCAUAUGAUACUAUAUUAACAUCAAUCCAAAAACAAACAAUAAUUGCUAGUUCAUCAAUAAUAUCAUCAUCAGAUAAUAUUCUUAUUGAACUUGUUGAAGAAUUAUAUGCACAUACAAAACAAUCAUCAACAUUAGCAUAUGAAGCAUUACUUUUAUUACCUAAAGUUAAUGAAUGGACUUUAUUAUCAAUGACAAAUAUUACACAAAGAAAAAUCACUAUGUUUUUAUUGAUGUUAUCACGUUUCAGUGUUCGUUUCGAAGAAUCAGGCAAUCGUUUAUUUCUUAUUGCUGAUCGAAAAUAG
This is a messenger RNA of Rotaria sp. Silwood1, 399 nucleotides long. The record is from the annotation of a GenBank genome assembly. NCBI's taxonomy places the organism in Eukaryota, Metazoa, Rotifera, Eurotatoria, Philodinida, Philodinidae.